AUGGCGUGCAGUAAAGUGAGGAAAAUUGAUCGAGAGUGCCGGGUUUUUAAUGAACAAUGGACCAGGGAUUAUUUUUUUGUUCCAUGGAAGGACCGUGCCAUUUGUAUUAUAUGUAAAGAAAACGUGUCCGUGUUUAAAGAAUACAACCUUCGCCGCCAUCACGAAACCCGUCACAAGGAGUAUGCUAGCUUGAAAGGGGCAGCGAGAGAUGACAAAGUUCGGCGACUGAAAGGUGGGCUAGCAGCUCAGCAGGAUGCCCUGCUCCGUCAAUCACGGGCCAACCUGGCUGCUGUCCGAGCAAGCUACAAAGCAGCUAACCUACUGGCUAUUCACGGCAAGCCGUUCACGGACGGUGAAUUCGGGAAGGCUAUGAUGCUGGCUGUGUCUGAGGAAGUUGGUGUCGGAGCAGGGGGGGCUGCUCCGGACACAAACAUGGACCAUCGCUCGUCUCUGGGCAAAGUGAGCGGCUCCACGGAAUCUGUCGCCACGGUGACGAGCGAGGAGUUCGUACUGGUCCAGUCCAACGCUGGGUCUCCACAGAGCUCAGAGGGACGGCCGAGACUCAAGAUGUCGUGUAAUGGGAACGAGCAGCUGGAGAAGGCCAUGGAGGAGGUUUGGGACGAUGAGGAGAAGAGCAGCACCGAGAAGAUGGAGAAACACCAGACCCCGAAGACCACUGUCCCAGACUCGUCAGGACCAGAGGAGGACAGUGUUCAGUUCCAGCAGGUGGCGUACCUCGGCUGCACUUGGGUCAAAGCUCCGCGGAGCGAGGCCGAGGCUCAGAUGGCGAUGGCCACGCUCCGAGCGGAGAGCGCCGUCCCCAUCGCCAUCAGUCUGCACGUGCCCAGUGCGCCCCAGGGCUGCGUCAGGAUUGUGGAGCAGUCCUCUGGGACAGAGAUCGCAUCGUUCCCCAUUUACAAAGUGCUGUUCUGCGCUCGAGGCAGAGAGGGCGCUGUGGAGGCAGACUGCUUCUCCUUCACCGAGAGCUACAGGAGCUCAGAGGACUUCCAGAUCCAUGUGUUCUCCUGCCAGAUACCAGAGGCCGUCAGUCGAAUCCUCUACAGUUUCUCCACUGCUUUCCGUCGCUCGUCCAAACUCACAGACUCUGUGGACUCGACCCCAAGUACCUCCUCAGACCAAGACCAGUUCUGCUUCACUGUGGCCCUGGACAUCAGAGAGGACGAUGGAAAAGGGAACUACAGUUCGGUGCCAAAAGACAGAGACAAGUUCUACUUCAAACUUCGCCAAAGUGUCCAGAAGAAAGUGGUGGUGUCUGUCCAACAAGUCAGCAACAAGAAGCUGGGCAUCGAGAGGUGUUUCGGGAUGCUGCUGAGUCCUGGACAGAAAGUCACCAACAGCGACAUGCGUCUGUUAGAAAUGGAGUCGAUGGGGAGAAGCUCUGAUGGUAAAGCCUACGUCAUCACAGGGAAGUGGAACCCCAACAUGGCCGCCUUCCAGCCGCUGAACGAAGACACCCCCAAAGGUACGGCUCCCAUUCAGGGGCAGGGGAACCUAGGCUCCCGUCCUAAGGGCCUGCCGGGUCUGGUCCGGUCUGGGAUCCCGGAGCCGCUCAGGGCCGAGGUCUGGCAGCUGCUCGCCGGUUGCCACGACAACCACGACCUCCUGGAACAAUACCGCAUCCUCAUCACGAAGAGACCCCGACAGAGACCCCGACAGAGACUCCGACAGAGACUCCGACAGACAGAGACUCCGACAGACUCCGACAGAGACCCCGACAGAGACCCCGACAGAGACCCCGACAGAGACCCCGACAGAGACCCCGACAGAGACCCCGACAGAGACUCCGACAGAGACCCCGACAGAGACUCCGACAGAGACUCCGACAGAGACCCCGACAGAGACCCCGACAGAGACCCCGACAGAGACCCCGACAGAGACCCCGACAGAGACCCCGACAGAGACUCCGACAGAGACCCCGACAGAGACCCCGACAGAGACCCCGACAGAGACCCCGACAGAGACCCCGACAGAGACCCCGACAGAGACCCCGACAGAGACCCCGACAGAGACCCUGAGACCCUUUCCUAA
Knipowitschia caucasica is the source of this 2049-nucleotide messenger RNA. The record is from the annotation of a GenBank genome assembly. NCBI's taxonomy places the organism in Eukaryota, Metazoa, Chordata, Actinopteri, Gobiiformes, Gobiidae.